Beauveria bassiana ARSEF 2860 is the source of this 633-nucleotide messenger RNA. RefSeq lists its product as uncharacterized. Bases 1 to 633 code for a protein of 210 amino acids. Lineage: Eukaryota; Fungi; Ascomycota; Sordariomycetes; Hypocreales; Cordycipitaceae. The record is from RefSeq and is a predicted model, not a curated record. The transcript is spliced from 2 exons.
AUGGCGGGGGCCGUCUUCCAGAGCUACCACAGUCCGCGACCACCACGCGCCCCCGAAGCCGCCGCCUCUUCCUCCUACGUCGUCGCCGGACCCUCCUCUUCUGUCCCACCGACUCAGUAUGAGAUGCAGCCCAUGAUGACGCCGGCCGUGUGGCGCGAGGACGCACCUCCGCCAGAAGCGCCAGCGCAAACGCCGCCGCCGCCGCGCAGGUCGCUGCGGCAGCCGCUCUCUGACGAUCUUGUCCUGGAGAGGGCACUUCCGCGGGCGUCGCACCGGUAUGGCCUGACGCAGGCCAUUGCGCGGAGCGUAACGCUGAGUCUGGCGAUCGCAGGGCUCGGAUCGGCGCUGUAUCUCGCUGCGCGGUGGCACGUGAAGCGCGCGGUGGCGGGAGUAUCUAUUGGUGCGAACGCCGUGGCCAUCAUCAUCGACGCAUUCAUGCUCGUCGACCUCAUCAACACCAACCUACCACGCGUCUCGCCGUACGCCAUUGGCGGGCUCGACGGCGUCAUGCUGGCGGCCGCGCUGACGGCGGGCUUUUUCGUCGAGCUCUCGGACCAGGGCUACGAGUUGGACCCGGCGCCAUGGCGGCACGUCAUGGUGGUAACAGCGGGUCUGACCUGGGCGACGGCGUAA